Molecule: messenger RNA, 2069 nt
Organism: Danio aesculapii
Lineage: Eukaryota; Metazoa; Chordata; Actinopteri; Cypriniformes; Danionidae
Gene: dnaja3b
Product: DnaJ heat shock protein family (Hsp40) member A3b
Exons: 11
Coding region: 8-1432 (474 amino acids)
Biological process (GO): response to heat; protein folding; negative regulation of apoptotic process
Cellular component (GO): mitochondrion
Molecular function (GO): protein kinase binding; ATP binding; heat shock protein binding
Source: RefSeq, a predicted model, not a curated record
UGUAAACAUGGCAGCCUCCAGUGCACGCUGGCUGUCAGGCGCUUUUCCCGGACUUCGCAGCAACUGUGCACUUUUAAAGUCUUCCAGAAAUGGAGAUGUUACUGCUUUGAGGAUAUGCUGGAAUCGCAGUUAUGUGACAGAGAGGAGUUUAACCUGCUGGAGGCACAGAGAAGGAGUGACAUUGAGGAGGAUACCAGCAUUGAGACCCCACAAUGUUUUCAGCGCUCAUUUCUUCCACACUUCUUCCGGCUGCCGUCAGCAGGACUUCUAUGAAGUUUUGGGGGUUCCUCGGACUGCCUCUCAAAAAGAGAUUAAGAAAGCAUACUACCAGUUGGCCAAGAAAUACCAUCCAGACACCAACCCAGAUGACCCUGAUGCGAAAGAGAAGUUUGCCAAACUGGCAGAAGCAUAUGAGACCCUCAGUGACGAGCUGAAGAGGAAGCAAUAUGACACAUACGGCUCUGCGGGUCCGAGUGCGAGUGGGACGGGGCAGCAGCAGUACUGGAGGGGCAGUGCCAACGUGGACCCCGAGGAAUUGUUCAGGAAGAUCUUUGGAGAAUUUGCUGGGGGGCGUGGCUUCGGUGACAUCAACUCAAUGUUUGAUCAGACACCUGAAUUUGUGAUGGAGCUGUCGUUCAUGCAGGCUGCCAAGGGUGUAAAUAAAGAAAUAACCGUCAACAUAGACGACGAUUGUCCACGCUGUGAUGGAAAAGCAUUUGAACCGGGAACUAAAGUGUCUCAUUGUCACUAUUGCAAUGGCACUGGAAUGGAAUCUAUAAACACGGGGCCAUUUAUGAUGCGCUCGGCUUGUAGACGGUGUACCGGACGGGGUUUUAUCAUCAUUACGCCUUGCAUAUUGUGUCGAGGAUCUGGACAAACCAAACAGAAACAGACCGUCAUGGUUCCAGUGCCUGCAGGUAUAGCAGAAGGACAGACAGUGAAAGUGCCAGUCGGGAAGAAGUACAUGUACAUCACAUUCAGAGUCCAGAAAAGUCCGGUCUUUCGUCGUGACGGGGCUGACAUUCACUCUGAUGUGAUGAUUUCAAUAGCGCAGGCCAUUUUAGGAGGAACCGCCAGAGCGCAGGGCUUGUACAGCACCAUCGACAUCGCGAUUCCUCCAGGCAUUCAGACAGACCAUAAAAUCAAGCUGGAAGGAAAAGGCAUCCCACGCAUGAAUAGCUUUGGUUAUGGAGAUCAUUAUGUGUAUAUCAAAAUCAAAAUUCCUAAGAAACUGACAAGAAGGCAGAACAUGCUGCUUUUAAGUUUUGCUGAGGACGAGGAGGGUGUGGAAGGAACGGUUAAUGGAGUAACCAAGCCAGCCACUGGUGGUUCUCAAGCUGGACAAACCUCAACAUCAGGACAGAGCAGAGAAGAAGAGCCAGAGAAAGAGGAAGAGGGAUUUUUCUCUAAACUGAAGAAGAUGUUCACCUGAAGAUUAUAAAAGCAACCAUUAGUAUAGAUGCAUGAUAUUGAAAUCUCUGGUUUUGUACUGUAUGUAUAAUAUAUAAAGCCAUCAUUGUGUUCAAAUUUGGACUACUUUACAUAUAUUUACGCAAGUUUUGAACAGCUGACAUUGGAAUUCCAGUUUCACAAACUGCUUGGACAAAAAAUUAAACUAUUCAACAGAUGAAAAUAUUUCAGAUCUUUUUGGUGGCCAAAGACAAGAUGUAUAAAAAGAGUACUAGAAGGAAGUGCACUCAAACUUUCCAAUCAUCAAGUUACGUUUGCUCACCCAGAUUAUUACUUUCAAAAUGAAUAGAUUUAAGCUUCCAGAACCCUUAACCAAAUUUUAACCCAAUGAACACAUCCGACUAUCGUAUGCUAAAUGUGUGCUGUUUGGUAUAUGAUUGUUGGGAAUGUCUGAAUAAAUGUCACAAGAAGUCUGUUUUGUCAAACUAUGUUAGCCUACUUAAUAUUACAAUUCUGUUUUGAGGAUUUGACAAUUUAAUGCUAAUAAAGUCCAUAUUUAUUGCUAUAAUAAUUAAAGGCUAUGACUAAUGCUUUGUCUAACAGAUAGCAUUAGCACCUCUUUAGCUGUGACUAAAUUAUAAAUAAAAUUUAAUUUGAAA